Molecule: messenger RNA, 2009 nt
Organism: Coregonus clupeaformis (lake whitefish)
Lineage: Eukaryota; Metazoa; Chordata; Actinopteri; Salmoniformes; Salmonidae
Product: F-box only protein 24
Exons: 10
Coding region: 71-1882 (603 amino acids)
Molecular function (GO): protein binding
Source: RefSeq, a predicted model, not a curated record
UUUGCACACGUGCAAAGGAGGAACCACUUCAUAUUUUCUAAGUUAAAAUCAAAACGUUUUUUAAUAAGAAAUGGAUGAGAGGCCAAAUAAAGAGACAGGAAAGCUCCGUUCCAACUUCGCCUGUGGGUAUGACAGAGCUGAGGCGCCACCAACGCCAAAGAGGAGAAGGACUAACCCACCAGCUAAGGAUGGUGUAGAACACUGGACAACUAUUCGGUCUUUGCCACCUGAGCUGCUGGAGGAGAUUCUAUCCAGAGUGUCAGUCAGUGAUGUCAUUGCCUUUGGAGCCACCUGCAGCACCUACUACCAGCUGAGCCUAAGCUCCUCCCUCUGGAGACGGCUCUGCCAUCGCCAGGCAACCGGGACGCAGCAGCCUUCCACUGCGCCGCCCAACGACUGGCGAAGGACAGCCAUCUUGAAAUACUCCCAGGGCCUCCAGAUGCAGCGUUUGGGCGGUGGGGGGUCCCGGACCCCCCAGUGGUGCAGGUCCGGGGGUCCCUCUGUGUCCCUGGCCGUGGUUCCUCCCCUGGCACUGGGCUACAGAAGGUCCCUGCCCACCCGGGACCACCUCCUGCUGUUUGACUACCAGGGCACCAUCUUCCUGCUGCGCAACGCCGUGACGUCAUCGCUCCGCGGUCACAUGACCUGGAGGAGGGCCGCACGCCACGCUAUGCUGUGUCAGAAUGCCAAAGAUUUUGCCGUGGACCCCCGUAGCGACAACUCCUUCCGUCAGUACAUAUACGUCCUGGUGAGCCGUACCAACGGUGAUGCAGAGGACACACCCCCCAGCUGGCCCGGCCCCCCCGGCUCGGCCCCCCCUCCCUCCCCUCCGCGGUGUGACUGUGUGGAGGUGUACCAGCAGGACACCAGCCAGAGGGUGUUCCGGAUGACCUUUCACCCCUCCCUGACUUUCAUACAGCUCCGCCUCACCGGCUCUGAGGUCAACAGGGUCCUGCUACUGGUCACUGAUACUGGGAAGGUUUAUGCGCUGUCUGUGAAUGAGACCCAGAUGAACACGCCUCGUUCCUACACCGUGCAUCUGGCUCUGAAGAAGAUCAGCAUCUCUCUGCCUCACCUGCCCGUCGCUCAGGUCCACACCAGCUACAGUAGCGUCCUCUGCCUCACAGGUGAGGGUUCAGUCUAUCUGGAGGUUCACUCCGCUGGUGUGUAUCGUCAGUUCUUUGGGACCCAGCAGGGUUACAACCCCCAUGACAUCCACACCCCUCUGCCGCUCUCCCUGCCCUAUAAGGUGGUGAAGUGCUCUCUGGGACUGAGCCACCUGUGCCUGCUGGACGACUGUGGCCGCGUCUUCAUGCAGGGUAGCAACCGCUACGGACAGCUUGGCACAGGAGAUAAGAUCGACCGCGGCGAACCCACCGAGGUGGUGCUGUCCAUGACUCCAGUGGAGGUGUGGUGUGGACUGAACCACUCGCUUGCCCUGCUGCAGGGGGAGUCUGGAGUGAAGGAAGUACAGGGCUGUGGCUGUGGAGGAGGACGUCGACUGCCCGGCUGCUCCAAGGGAAGCGCUGUGUUUGUCAAGCUGAGCAUCAGGGUGCCCCGUGCCGCCCGCUCUCUCUGCGCCUCCAAGGACUGCCUCUUCCUGCUCUGUUGCCAUGACAUUGCCGAGACCCCCCUGUUCCGCUGCCCCCCACCUGUAAAGGAGGAGGCUGAGGAGGAGCGUAAGGUGGAGAGAGAUGAGAGGGAGAGGCUGAUCUGGCAACUAGCCCAGCUGAGGGAGUGUGAGAGUCUGGGGCAAAAGGUGGACAUUCUCCGCUGGGCCGUGCAGAGGCACAUGACCAUUAACCCCGCCCACAGGGAGUUUCUGGUCCAAGCGCUGAUCGCCAUCCGGCCCGUGUCUGACGAGCCCAGCGGCCAGUCAUAACCACAUUCACCAACAAUGCCACUUUGGUAUUUUCUAUAGGUUUUUCUUAUGCUAUAUGAAACAAUUGUGGCCAAAGACUCCACCCACAUUUUAUGUUUUACUUUGCUUAAUAAAAAAAGCAGCAUCA